GAAAUGGUUCAAGGUAUAUUAACAAUUUUUAACUAAGAAGUUAUUAGAUUUUGGACCAGUAAAAUUUAGUGUUUAUAUUUAAAUUAAUAUUUUGUUGGCUUUAUUUUGUAAAGAAUUGUUUAGGAGCAUUAGAUGGGACACAUAUUGAGGUGCAUGUUAGUCAAACUGACAAGCCGAGCUAUCGAAAUAGAAAGGGCAAGGUUACCACCAAUAUGUUAGGAGUUUUUGAUCGAAAUAUGAAUUUUAUAUUUGUUUUACCGGGUUGGGAAGGUUCGGCAUCAGACUCAAGAGUUCUACGAGAUGCAAUAACUAGAGCACAUGGUUUAAGAGUUCCUGAAGGUAGAGUUUGUUUUGAAAUGUGCAAUGCACUUUAAUUUAUACCUUAAACCACAUAGAGUCCUCAAUAAUAUAUAUUUAUUUUUGUUAUGUUAUUAUUAUCUUAUGGAUGCUGGUUAUACCAAUUGUGAAGGGUUUCUUGCACCAUACAGAGGAACAAGAUAUCAUUUGUCAGAAUGGCAACAUGGAUGCGCACCUACAAAUGAGAAAGAAUUUUUUAACAUGAAACAUUCAUCUGCUAGAAAUAUUAUAGAAGGUUGUUUCGGUUUGCUUAAGAUUCGAUGAGCUAUAUUGUGAAGCCCUUCUUUUUAUCCAAUCAAAACUCAAUGUAGAAUAAUGACUGCUUGUUGUCUUCUUCAUAACCUUAUUAGGAGAGAAAUGUCAUAUGAUCCUAUGGAAGCAGAAUUAGAUGCACAAGAUAGCUCACAAAACCAAACUCUUGAUGAUGUGAACAUUAUUCCCACUAUUGAAUCAUCUGAUGCAUGGACUACUUGGAGAGAUGCUUUGGCAACAAACAUGUUUAAUGAAUGGAGAGCAAGUAGAGGCCGUAGAUAUUAGUAUUUUGUUGUAUUAAAUGUUCUUUUCAAUGUUGUUGAUUAGUAUAAUUGAAUUUAUAUGAGUGCUUGUUUUAGACUUUUGUUUGAAUUAUGCAAUAAAAGUACGUUUAUAUUUAUUAGUUGUUAUAUAUAAUUUUAUAACAUGUUUCUUCAAUUAGUAGAUGUUGUAUAUCAUUGGUUUCCAAUAUUUUGUAUUAUAUAGGAAUGGAAAGUGGAGACAACAUGCAACAUACUUCCAACUCAAAGAAAGGGGGUCGUCGUACUUGGACAAUUUUGGAGGAGGAAGCGUUAUUGGUAGUGCUAGAGUCAUGUGUGCUGCGUGGCUAUCGUUGUGACGAUGGCUUCAAAGCUGGAACAUACCCAUUAAUUGAAAAAGAAUUACGUUUUAAGUGUCCUAAUUCUGGAUUGAAAGCAAGCCCCCACAUUGAGUCAAAGAUAAAAAUAUGGAAGAAACAAUAUAGUAUAGUAUUUGACAUGCUAAAUGUGAGUGGGUUUGGUUGGAACGAAAUAUUAAAGUGCAUUCAGGUUGAUAGUGAUGAAGUAUGGAAUGCAUAUGUGCAGAGUCACAAAGAAGCUGACGGAUGGAGGGGUAAACAAUUUCCUAUCUAUGACAGAUUGGCUAAUAUCUUUGGAGCAGAUCGUGCAACUGGAAAAGCCGGUGAAACUCCAGCUGAUAUGGCUAAAGCAGUCGAUCUUGAAGAUGAUUAUGAUGGCAAUGAAAUGCAAGAAGAAUCAUCAUUUUCCCCAAUGUUUGUCAACCAAUCAAGUGGUAAUCAAUCCCAAUCUGGAAGAAAGAAGAGAGCUAGACCAGGUUCAGAUAUUUGUGUUGGGUUAGAAAAUCUAGCAAAGUCUUUGGAUAAUAUGAUGGAGAAAUCACAUGAGGAAACGAAGUUUCUCAUUGAAACGCUAAAAAAUAGAGAUAAUAACAAGAUGUAUGACUCUGUUUGGGAAGAGAUCACAAAGAUGAACCUCCAUGUUGCUGAUCAAAUCAAAGCUCUAAAGAUAUUUGCUGAACAACCAUGGAAUGUGAGUGCUUUGAAAAAUAUGGAUGAGGCUACCAAGAUAGAGUUUGCCAUGACCCUUAUUAACCAUGGAUGAGGCUCUAAAGACAUUAAAAUAUAACUUAUAUCUUAUAUGUGGUGUCAAUAUUUUAAAAUGUGUAAGCUUUUAUAACUACUAAAUGGAGUUUAUCUUUAGGUGGUAAGUAACAAUUAGAUUAAUACAUCUGACUUGAAUAUUUAGAUAGAUCUCAUGUUAAAGCUAUCAUAUAUUUUGUGUAUGCAUUUAUGAAUGCAUAGUAGUUUAUAUGAACAAGAAUAGUUAGUUUUUUUGCUAACUGAGCUAAUUAUGUGUACUUUUGACUAUAUAAAUGUUAUAUUUUUACUAUUUUGUUUAUAUAUGUGUACCAGAUAUUAUACAUUAUUUAAAAAUAUUUUAUUGUCAUUUUUGUUGCUUAACUUGUUAAAUUAUUAAAACAAUAAUUUGAAAAAAUUAAUAAUUAAAAAAAAUAUAUAUUAUUUGUUGAUGUAUAUUUUUUUUUUAAUAAUUUAAUUAAUAUUUAAAAAAAUUUAGAAAACAAUAUUUAGUCCAGUCAAGCCAUGUACCAAACACAGUAUUAUUUAUCCAGUACUUAAUCCGACAGUUUACCAAACACAGUAUUGUAUAAAGCAUAAUCCUAUCCAAUCCAAUCGUGUCCACGUAGUCCAGUCCAAUCCUGCGCACCAAACAAACCCUUAGUGCUUAGAGAUAAGGGGAAAUAAGCUUUUGGACAAAGGUGUAAUACCUUGUUCAAGUCAUGGUGAUCCCCACUAAUCUACACUCAAGGUUGUGAGUGAGUGUAUAUAUAUAUAUAUUAUUCUCUUGUUAUAUAUAUAUACAUAUUUUAUAUUACAUGUGUUCUUAUCUUCUUCUACAUUUCUUAUAUAUAAUAUAUAUAGUGUAUAUAUAUUGUAUAUUAUAUUGUUGUAACAUUUAUUUAAUCUCUUUGUUGGUCCUUGUAUUGUAUUACAAUAGAGUUGUAAUAU
This is a messenger RNA of Cannabis sativa, 2917 nucleotides long. RefSeq lists its product as uncharacterized. The record is from RefSeq and is a predicted model, not a curated record. Lineage: Eukaryota; Viridiplantae; Streptophyta; Magnoliopsida; Rosales; Cannabaceae. The coding region runs from base 1098 to 1991 and encodes 297 amino acids. The transcript is spliced from 2 exons.